AGAUUAUGCGGUCGUUCAGCUCGCAAUCCUAUGCCGCCAAAGACGGCUGAAACCUUCGAACUAUUCAGACAAGAAAUCGACGAGAGCAACGACAGACGCGAACGCCUGAUAAAGGCGAGCCGAGAUGUUACAAACAUAUCCAAGAAAGCGAUCUUUCUCCUCCAUCGAAUAAUCCUUGAAGACACGGAUGACGAUCGUGGGCGACGUGCUGCCGUAAAAGGCCGCUCAAAACUCGAUGAAGCGCGUCCAUACUUUGCUGCGAUGCGGUUAGAGCUCGUUGGUGACCGUUUCUGGCGACAUCAACGGCAAGUCUCCCCUGCUGUUCAAGAAUAUAUAGAAGCUUUGAGUUUCGCCCAUUAUCUCGAGCAUGGUAGUAUCAUACCCUUUAACGACACACAAGCAGCUUUUAGUGAUGCGGAUGGACUGUACUUCCCUCUUACCGUCAGCGACUACCUUCUCGGUCUCUCUGACCUCACAGGCGAGCUCAUGAGAUUCGCAAUAUCUAACAUUUCUCGCCGAGGUGGUUCGACAACAGCCAAUGACAUAUGCCGACUUGUCCGCGACUGCAAAGCAGGCCAGUUUCCUCACUUCGAACAAUUCAUUCCGCACAUCAGAGACUUGGGCAAGAAACAAUCUGUUACCUCCAGUUCACUUGAGAAGAUUGAAGCCGCGGCGUAUGCUGUUAUGGUUCGCGGCUCAGAAUUUGACCUUCCCCCGGAAAUCUUGGAGGACCUCAUACAACAAACAACAGUGAGAUUCGACAUUGGGCGACGUGAUGACUCCUUGUACAACAACGGUUCCUAA
Molecule: messenger RNA, 804 nt
Organism: Mycena indigotica
Lineage: Eukaryota; Fungi; Basidiomycota; Agaricomycetes; Agaricales; Mycenaceae
Product: Translin-associated protein X
Exons: 5
Coding region: 31-804 (257 amino acids)
Cellular component (GO): cytoplasm; nucleus
Molecular function (GO): RNA endonuclease activity; RNA binding; sequence-specific DNA binding
Source: RefSeq, a predicted model, not a curated record